Sander lucioperca (pikeperch) is the source of this 2100-nucleotide messenger RNA. RefSeq names its product tripartite motif-containing protein 16-like. Bases 346 to 1878 code for a protein of 510 amino acids. The record is from RefSeq and is a predicted model, not a curated record. The transcript has 7 exons. Gene Ontology annotation, molecular function: zinc ion binding; protein binding. Lineage: Eukaryota; Metazoa; Chordata; Actinopteri; Perciformes; Percidae.
UAAUGGUUAGAUACUCAGAUCUACCUGAGAAAUGACGUGAAAAGUACUAGAGUACCAGUACAGAAUGUAUGUAUGAAAGCUUAUUAACUUUUUACCCAAAACAAAACGUACUUCAAAAUGCACUGAUUUCAGGGAUAAAGGACUGUCUGCCUCACAUUACAUUUCGAAAACACUACACCACCACCGUUGUUGCUUUCUUUGCCCUUCCCUUCUACAAAAAAUUCAAAUGCUAGUCACACCCAUAUCCACUCUGACAUCAGGAAACCACACAAACAGUUUAAGACUGAAUCACUUGAGGAAGAAAUGAAACCUAACUUGUGAAAGCGCGCCUUUCUCCACUCAGACAUGGCAGAGCUUCGCAUCCCUGGGAGGAUGAACCGCUCCAGACCACAGCUGAUCAGGAACACAACUCUAGCUGACUUCGAGAGGGACACAGCGAGGCGUGAUGCUGCCAGUGAGAAGAGGAAGCAUUCAGAAGCGUCAAAGCAGGCCCUGAAGAGAGCCCGAAGCUGUACUGAAACACGAACAUCAUCAGGAAGCACUUUGUGUGUGAGGCACAGCAGCCCUCUGGAUAUUUACUGCUGCACGGACGAGCAGAUCAUAUGUGCAUUGUGUGCUCAAGCUGAGCACAGUGGACACACCAUAGGGUCGGUGAGGGAGGAAAGGAGGAGGAAACAGGAGGAGCUGAAGAACAUGCAAACAAAAUCCAAGCAGAUUCUCCAGAAACAAGAAAAGAAAUGGGAGAACAUGGGGAAGAUUCAGAUUCAGGAGGAAGCAAGAGAAACACAGGACUACUGUGAGAGCGUCUUGGCCGGCGUCAUUGACUCCCUCCAGAGACAUUACAUGUCAUUGAGGGAGCUGAUCAGAGGUCACGAGGAGGAGGCAGCAGCUCAGGUUGAGAUCUCCCUACAGACCCUGCAGGUGAAGAUGCAGGAAAUGAGGAAGAGAUAUGCUGAGCUGAAUCGUCUGACACAGACCGACAGCGAUGUCCAUUUCUUGCAGAAAUGGCCCUCCCUGCGGCGCCUCUGUGAAAAAGAACAUCUCCAGCUUGUCCACGAGGUCUCAGAGGAUCCACUCCUCCCCUUUAAGUUUAUAGAGAGAGCUGUCGAACAGCUUGGGAAGCAACUGGAGAAAUUUUGCGACAAAGAAUUUGCCUCAAUCUCUCAAACUGCUGACAUUGGAGAGCAGCAGGAAUCAGAAGGAGAGACAGAGGAGGACGACAUGCAGCAAAGAUGGGAAGCCAGUACCUCACAGUCCCAUGGUCUCUCUGGAGUUAACACUCUGACUGAACAGAACGUGGAGCCUAAAACCAGAGCAGAGUUCCUGGAGUAUGCAUGUGGCCUCAGCCUGGACCCCACAACAGCUCAUGAGGACCUGGUUAUUUGUGAGGGAAACAAAGUGGUGAGUCUGAGCCCUCUCCAAUAUAAGAGCCAAGCUAUUCGUCACCCGGAGAGGUUCAACCACCGACGGCAGGUGCUGUGCAGAGAGGGACUGCAGGCAGAGCGCUGCUACUAUGAGAUAGAGGUGGAAGGAGACAAGGCUGAGAUCGCCCUCGCCUACAAAGGAAUGGACAGGAAAUCUCGCACUGCAUUGUCAGCUUUUGGGGGCAAUGCAAAAUCCUGGAGUCUUGAUCGCUCCACAAACUAUUCUGUAAGCCACAGAGCUGACAGCAUUCAACUGACAACAUACCCCAGUCAGCGCAGGCUUGGUGUUUAUCUGAAGUUUAAGGAGGGAACUCUGUCAUUCUACGAGGUGUCAGACAGUAUGACGUUUCUUUACAAGAUUGAAGCUAAAUUCACAGAGCCUCUGUAUCCAGGUUUCUGGCUUGGAGAGAAAUGUCGCAUCAGGAUCUGUGAUUUGAAACAGGACAGACUGUGAACUACCUGUGAGGUUCAUAGACAGGGCCAUGACUGAAUCUCAUUUGUAGUCUUUUGAUUGUUUGGUUGUCUUCUACAUGUGGGGUUGCCCAAUAUAAAGUAGCCCCAAAAUAAGCUUCGUUAAACAGUAGAGCCCUCUGGAGCCAUAUCUCAAUAGAUUUUUUGGUAUAUGAAUGAAAUGUCAAAAUGACAUAUUUGUGUACCCUCAAAGGAACAGAAAUAU